Cucurbitaria berberidis CBS 394.84 is the source of this 1392-nucleotide messenger RNA. RefSeq lists its product as uncharacterized. The transcript is spliced from 5 exons. Gene Ontology annotation, biological process: ubiquitin-dependent endocytosis. Gene Ontology annotation, cellular component: cytoplasm; cytosol; plasma membrane. Bases 1 to 1392 code for a protein of 463 amino acids. NCBI's taxonomy places the organism in Eukaryota, Fungi, Ascomycota, Dothideomycetes, Pleosporales, Cucurbitariaceae. Gene Ontology annotation, molecular function: ubiquitin protein ligase binding; protein-macromolecule adaptor activity. The record is from RefSeq and is a predicted model, not a curated record.
AUGGACGUUUCAAUCAAGCUUGAUCAUCCUAAGGCUACAUUCAGCAAUGGCGAAACAAUAUUUGGAAGCAUCGUCGUUUACUUCCCGACUACAUCUACAGUUUCGAAGAUUACUGCGCGCUUGAUCGGAGAAAGUGAACUGACUAUGCCCGAGACGAGUGGCAUGCUGAACUGGAAACAACAAGAAAAGCAUCGUUUUGUAAACGAAUCACAGGUCGUUGUUCCAUCUCGCUACGUAUUGGAAGAGUCAAAUCAAGACCAUUUGAAACUUCCCUUUGGGUACCACAAUUUCUACUUUGAACUCAAGGUCCCAGAGCUGCCAGAAUCCUGCUGUUGCUCUCCAAACUCUCCGGUAUCACCGUUGAAGAAUGUGGAACAACGAAGUCGCUCUAGCAUCCCACAAGAUCUGCCGCCCUCGAUGAAAGGUCUCGUCAAUGGUUCUGAGGUUUCUUAUCGAAUCGAAGUCGCCGUAACCACAACACGCAACAUAUUCAAGUCCACAGUGAAGAAGAGUGUACCUGUCAGUGUAUGGCCAAUCGACACGCAGCCCAGAUCCAUCACAAACAUGUCGCCCAACACAUUCCCUUGCGUGAAGCGUGUUAAAGCAAGCGUUAUGGGCCCGUCAACUCGGACUCAGAACGAAUCGCAAGAUACCCACCUGAUAUCCACAGUAGACGAGCCGGCUCACGUUCUCGUCUCAGCUAGCUUCCUUCCAAAGUACAAUCUAACACGCGAUCGCAACAUUGCUAUGCGUCUUACUGUCGAGAAGCUCAACUCUUUCCCCCACGAUCUCUAUCUUCAAAGUUUCCAGAUGCUGCUCGUAGGUUACACGGAUAUCACAACAGGAACCACCACAAACAGUCCAGUAUCAUGCUGGACAAUCCAAAGUCUAAGCAACCUCAACACGAAGAUCUUCUCCGCAGUCCAAAAUGGGGAAACGGAGCGAAUUGCUGACCUCAGGUUAUGGGAUGGGAAGAGGUUGCCUAAAGAUGUGCUUCCAAGUUUCGACGCGUGCAAUUUGGCGAGAAGAUAUGAGUUGGAAAUCUUGAUGGGCUUCCAAUGUCGCGACCCAACAACGGAUGAGGGUGGUCGUGUUUUGUUUGUGCAGCUACGCACACCUGUCCGCGUUUCUUCAGGCAUCCUUCCAGGCCGACAGCUAGAUGACCUGGAUGAGGACUUGCUGGGAGAUGACGUCCCACUUGCGUUACAAAUGAAUUCCCUGUCUAUGCAUGAUGGAUUUGGACAACAAAGUCCGCCCCAAUAUGAACCGUCGAGGCUCGGCUUUACCGAUGCGUCUCUGCCACCUGAGCCACCGACGUACGAUGAAGCCAUGAUGAUUUCCAUGAACGAGAGACUGAGGGAGGGGAAGGAGGUCGUUUCUGGGGGCUGGUGA